GGUAUGUUUAAUAGCUCUCGGUUGGUUGCAUUAGCUACAUAUUAUGUUUCUUAAAUAUUGUUAAUUUUAAUUACUCAUAAAAAUAAAAUCGUACUUAAUUGUAUUUAGUUUUCAUUGAAUAAAUAUAAUUAUUUAGGUUAAUACAAUGGAUCAAACGAAAUUACCUAGAAAUGUAACACUUAUUAAAUUGAGUUUUUUCUUAUUCUUAGGAGGUGCAGCGCCAUUAGCCAUGUUCCUACCUACAAUAGCAAAACAGAUGGGAUACUCUAUGUCAAUCUAUGGUACUAUGAUUACUUGUGCGUUGAUAAUAACUAUGAUUGCUUCUCCUAUUUUUGGAUAUUUAGUAGAUAAAUAUCGAAUUAGAAAAUUAGUUUUUUCGACUGGGGUGUUAGUCUUUGGAAUUUUUGGAUUUUUAAUGACUUUUGUUCCUGCUAUUCCGCUUGAAACAAAUUCAGAGUUAAGAUGUGGAAACAACACGUAUUUAAAAAUAAUUUCACAGUUCAACCAACUACCCAAAUGUGACGAAGAACAAUUUUUGGAUUCGAAAAUGAACGGACAUUUUUUUUGUCAGCUUAACUGUCAAGAAAACCCUUUUAAUUAUGAUGAUAAAUCCAAAUCUUUGGACCAAUAUUAUAAUAACUUUACGAGAAUAGAAAAGUGGAUAAACUCAGAUAAUUAUUCAAGUAAUACGAAAGAAGACAGACAUCAAAUCGAUAUCUCGACUGAAAUAUAUUUUACAGAACAUGUUGAAAAUACUUAUGUGUUUCGCAUAUUAUCAGCUCAUAUCAAUGACAGCCCUAUACCAUCAUUGUAUUGCCAAAGUCAGAUUAACACCAACUGCCAUGUGAAUUGUUCUGUUCAUCUUUUGAACGAAUUGGCCUCUAGUCCUACAUUUAAAAGAAACGUUCUCGGGCUGUAUACUUUUUGGCUGUUUUUCAUUGUUGUUAUAUUACUGGUGAUGUCCUUUUACGUACCUAGUGCCAUACAAAGCGCUCUGUGUCUUGAUCUUUUGGGCAACAAACAUGAAAAUUAUGGCAAGAUUAGAUGUUGGUCGUCUGUUGGAUGGGGAAUUUCUUCGAUUGCCAGCGGUUGGCUGGUAGACUAUUUCAGUUCCGACCCCAAGAAUAAAAACUAUAUGCCGGUUUACUGUACAUGCCUUUUAAUUUCAAUAUGCCAUUUUAUUGUGAUUCUUAAAAUUAAAGUCGUUGAUACUAACAAAGCAAAAGAAAAUAAAAGCAAAAUUCAGCCUAAUAUAUAUAGAUUAUUGAAAAAAGGCUAUGUGUUUAUUUUUUUUGUCUGGAUCUUAGUGAUGCAAUUUUUUCAUGGCAUAAUUAGUUAUUACCUGUUUUGGUAUUUGGAUGAAAUGACUUCACAACACGAUUGUAAUAAACGUCAAUGGAUAAAAACACUACAAGGUCUCGCUCAAGGUGUCCAAUGUUUCGGCGGAGAGUUACCGUUUUAUUUUUUGUCUGGUUGGAUCAUACAAAAGUUGGGCUAUUUGAAAUCAAUGUCUUUGACAUUAGUAGUUGUUAGUGCUAGAAUGUUUUUCUAUUCAGUCAUUUUGAAUCCAGCGUGGGUUUUAUUAAUAGAAAUAUCAAACGGAAUGUCUUUUGCGUUAGCCGAGGCCACUAGGAUGUCUUACGCUAAGCUCAUUUGUCCUCCCGAUGAGCUUAAUUCAUUGAUGGGCUUAAUCGGGUUUUUCCUUGCUGGUGGCGAUUGUGCCGGAAGCCUAAUUGGUGGUUAUUUAUACGAAGCUUUUGGGGGCGAAAGAAUGUUCAAAUUGUCUUCGUUCAUAGUAGCAAUACUGUGUGUUUUGCACAUACUAAGUGGUAUUUUCAGUUUGUCAAAGGAGUUCAAGAUAAAGGAUUUUACACCAGUUUCUACUCAAAACGAGAUUAAUGCAAAGUUAUAAGUUUUUAACAUGGUUAUUAGUAAAACUGAGUGUAUACCUAAAUGGAUAGCACAGGUUUCAUGUAUUAAUUUUAUAGAAAUAACAUUCGAGAUCAUUAAAUGCUAUUCCUUUCCGGGUUGCUUUCAACAGUAACAAUUACGAUCUUAGAUUAAAAAAUUUCUAAAAAAAAUGCAGUUACCUCAUAUACACACAAACAAUUAAAUGAAAGUUAUUAUGGGCAUACAGCGUGGAUUGUAGCAACUAUACACUGUCCCUACUUGCCAGUCCACCCUUGCGAGGUAAGUAUAUUUUACAGUAUAGCAUCGCAAUGGGUCUUAUUUUUUUUCCCCAUUCAUUGAAAACGGUGUAUAAUUCUAUUACUAAACUAAUAUAAACACCAUACAUUAUUACCUUAUUUUGUUGUUUAAUUAGGAAACGUGGUCGGUGGUUAUUUUAUAAAUGUUCUCAUAAACAUAAUUUGCUUUAGAUUAUUCAGUAUUAGUAUCUUUCAAAUAAUAACGAAUAUGAGUACAAAACAGAUGUGCAAAAGUGAAUAUAAUAUUAUAACAGCACAAACUUUUUGACGUUAUUAAUUAUUUAUACCUCUAUUGCAUCAUAACGUGUAUAAAUAUUUUGCAAUCCUGCCUAAUUAUAAUUAUCCUAGUGAUAGAGUUUCAACUUCUCAAGGUUUAAAUAUUAAAAGCUAGAACUAU
This is a messenger RNA of Adelges cooleyi (spruce gall adelgid), 2604 nucleotides long. RefSeq lists its product as uncharacterized. NCBI's taxonomy places the organism in Eukaryota, Metazoa, Arthropoda, Insecta, Hemiptera, Adelgidae. Gene Ontology annotation, molecular function: transmembrane transporter activity. Gene Ontology annotation, biological process: transmembrane transport. The coding region runs from base 146 to 1912 and encodes 588 amino acids. The record is from RefSeq and is a predicted model, not a curated record. The transcript is spliced from 8 exons. Gene Ontology annotation, cellular component: membrane.